Molecule: messenger RNA, 420 nt
Organism: Alternaria postmessia
Lineage: Eukaryota; Fungi; Ascomycota; Dothideomycetes; Pleosporales; Pleosporaceae
Exons: 1
Coding region: 1-420 (139 amino acids)
Source: RefSeq, a predicted model, not a curated record
AUGGUCAGCACAGAGUGCAGACGCGACGAACAUGACGCUGACGAGGGGAUGCCGCAGAUGUCACUCGCGCAAUUCGCAGAAGACGUUCACGAUGAGCUAGAACCACCCGAAACGCAAAAAUCGCCCAAGAAGGGGAGAGCACAACACUUGGACAACCAUAAGACAGCACAGUUCGUCUUGAAGAAGAUCGGCCCGGAGAGACACUGCGACGACCAAGUCGUAUCGAAAGUCGACAUUCGAAAUCUCCAAAGAGUCCGCAAAACGAGACUCGCCGAAUCACACACCCGCCGUUGUUCGCAACGUCGAUCGCAGCGCGCGGAGGAAAGCUACCGACGUGUACUUGGACGCGCACUACAUGGCGAUGAGAGUGACGAGCAUGCCUGGGAUAAGGAGGAAGAUCUUGCCGAGCCUAUCUCAUAG